This is a messenger RNA of Larimichthys crocea (large yellow croaker), 2253 nucleotides long. It is a transcript of the gene blnk, whose product is annotated as B cell linker. The transcript has 25 exons. The record is from RefSeq and is a predicted model, not a curated record. Lineage: Eukaryota; Metazoa; Chordata; Actinopteri; Sciaenidae. Gene Ontology annotation, biological process: intracellular signal transduction; cell surface receptor protein tyrosine kinase signaling pathway. The coding region runs from base 335 to 1840 and encodes 501 amino acids.
UCUCGGGGACAAGUGUAGAUUCUUUUGAAAAUACCAUGAAUUGCCACAUUAGUUAUGGAUGAAGGAGACGGAGGGUAUGUGUUGGUUUUAAUGAGGUGACCUCCCUGCGUGUACUUCUCCCUGGCUGGUGGGUUGGAGCUGCGGUGCGUGACGGGUCAGUCUAUUACUGUACUUCCAAAAGCACACUCCUGCUCAGAGGUUCCCCGUUGAGAAAAAAAAAUGAACCUGCCGUCCAGAGAGGAGUGCGAGGGGUGGGACCAGGCGCAAGUAGCUUUCUUUUUGUACAAGAACAAAAUGCAAGAAUGUGCUGCCACUGUAAACAAACUGAAAAUUAAUGGACACAGACUUUUGUGGGAUGAUCAAGUGUGUAUCUGUGGGGCCAAGGUUCAGUUCUUUGAAGAAGAACUUGUCUGAUACUGAGCUGAGCAAGUUUAGUCUCAUCCACCAACCGCAGCUUCAGAAGAUCGUUCAAGACAUCAAGAAAAACGAUGGCAGCCUACUGAAUAAACUCCGAAGUAUCUCUCUCCAUGGCUCCAGACUGAAAAGCAAACCGAUUCCAAAAGUACCAGCGAGAGAUUACAGAGAUGAUGACCAACUGUCUGAACCCGAUUAUGAUAAUGACACAUAUGAGGAUCCACAUGAGGACCAUGAUGACAGCUAUGAGCCUCCUCCUCGUGGUCAUCACCAAAACUUCACCACAACUCCCGCUGCUUCCUACCCAAAGGGAGAGUACCUUGACAACCGUCGUAACCAACCCCAGCGACCGCCCAGGAAGCCGGUCCGCCCAAGCAAAGGCUCCAAACAACUGCCCCCCGAACCCACAGGCAUGGGGAGCGAUGAUGAAGACUACAUCAAUCCAGACGGUAACGAUGAUGACAACUAUAUAGAACCUGAAGAGAAUCCACCUUCAAAUCCUAUGAUGCAUGGUAUGAGCAAAGUGGGGAAGAACUCUCCUAUGUUGUCUACACCUUUACCAGAGCGUCCACCCAGUCCCGAUGUUUAUGAAGUCCCUGACCAAGAGGAGAACUCAAUGUCUCCUGCAAGCAGACUAUGUCCAAUCCCCACAACACAGUCACAUACUUUACCGCCAAAGCCCAGCCCCAGAAUAACAACAAAAAUAUCUCCUCCUACUGAGCCCACAGGUGAUGACGAAUAUGAAGUUUGUGAUCCACACGACAGUACCAGUGAUAAAGCUGCAGAGGGUCCCCCUCCACUCAAACCCAAACCUGUGCCCAGAGAGAGGUCACCAAAACCACCCGUAAGGCCGAGACCAGAUUUAAAACCAAGGGAGUUUGAAAGCCGAACUCUGCCUGUGAUGCCAACAGAGCAGAAGACUUCACCAAAAGCUUUUUCUCUGGACUUUCACAAGCGACCAAAAAUUCCUCUUCCACACUUUACCCCCCCCAAACCAGCUGACAAAGGAAGCAUUUCUUCUGAAAAUGGGUCAUUAGACCAGGAUAAGUUUCCAUUUACUGUAUUUCAGGAUGCAGACGUCUAUAGGAAGUCCUGGUAUGCCAGCACAUGUGACCGCAAAACUGCUGACGACGUCUUGUUCCGCGCAAAUAAAGACGGGGCGUUCAUGGUGAGAAAGAGCUCCGGUCAAGACGCACAGCAGCCCUAUACAUUAGUGGUGUUUUACAAUGGCAGAGUGUACAACAUCCCGAUCCGCUUCAUACCAACAACUCAACAGUACGCUCUGGGAAGAGAGAAGAGAGGGGAGGAGUAUUUCAGCAGUGUCUCCCACAUCAUAGAGAACCACCAGAGAAACCCCCUGGUGCUGAUUGAUAGCCAGAGUAACACCAAGGACGCCACCAAACUGUGCUUCCCCGUGAAGCCCUAGAUGACACUCGCUGAUGGCGAACAGCCAAGUGAUUGGACUGUAUCCCAACCCUACUGUCGCACUGGUGUUUACAGGACUCAUUAACUGAUGCUUUUCUCCUUCAUUGUUCAUUUGAGGUCCUGUCAACAGGAUCGUGUGCUGCACUUGUCUGCAUUGCUGGCCAUGCAGAGCUAAAGGACCACUGACUCACAAGACUUUUUAACUCACGUUUUAUUGUUUAUUGUUUUUUUUUUGUUUUUUUUUAAUGCUCAGUCAGUAAACAGUGUAUUAAAAUGAAUGCGAGGGACGAGACAGUGUUGCUGAAGCUAAAGGAAGCGUAUAGACAAAUAAUUUGUUUAUGACAGCAAUACUUUGAGGAGCCAAAAAAUACAAGGUUGUAUUUUUUCUUUUAAUAAAAUUCUUUUGUUGCAUAA